Messenger RNA from Frankliniella occidentalis (western flower thrips), 3190 nucleotides. RefSeq lists its product as uncharacterized. The record is from RefSeq and is a predicted model, not a curated record. NCBI's taxonomy places the organism in Eukaryota, Metazoa, Arthropoda, Insecta, Thysanoptera, Thripidae. The transcript has 2 exons. Bases 442 to 3081 code for a protein of 879 amino acids.
AUAGGCUUCGUCCAGCAAUUAUAAUUUUGCUGCUAGUGCAUUUGUGUGGUGAUUUGAUUGGAAACGAAUUUAUUUCGGAUUAUUUGGUGCUGAUUUUGUUUUCCGUGAUGGUCUAUUUUUGUUGUCUCUUUUUUAUCGUCCAAAGUAAGUUGCAAUGCCAAGUUGCGGUUAUGUUUCCCAGUGUACGUUUGGUGAAGUUUUACAUAUAUUCUUUCAGAAUGUCAUAAUUCAUUUGUAUGUAUUGUUCUAGACUUUCCCAAAUCUUGAUUUUUCCUGACUGUGUUCUGGUGGAGUGAAGGUGUGGAACCGGUGAUAAUACCAACAAUCUACAGAGUCGUGAAGGUACCUUUAUUUGUAAUGAUGCUAUUGUUUUCUGUAACCAAGCUUGAAGUUAUGCCCUAAUACAUUCACUUAUAUUUCUCUCUUUUUAAGGUUUAUACUAUGUCUCAAACUGUGUGCUCUAUUGGGAAAGCUGCUGUGGACAACAUUGUCUGUACUGAAAAUGACUACUCACGAGAUAAACUUACUCCAGAAGAGUUACGUUUGCUUCGUUUAAGGACGGGCUCUAAGAAGAGAAUAAGUGUCUUAUGUAAGGCUCAUGCCAUAAAUUAUCUUUGGUCUUAUGCAGCUAAGCAGGACCAAUGCUGUGACCCGUUUCUAACCCAUAGCAAGAAAAACAAAGUGAUACGAAGCGGAAUAGAGUUUGAGAUCAAGUUGGACCACAGAGAUAAGGCAAAACUGCUCAAUCUUGAUCCUCCAGUAGACCUUAUUCCAGGGAAAAGGCUGUGUAUCUCAUGCAAAAUCUCACUGCUUAAAAAAUUUAAAACAAAUGGAAUAGAUGCACCUUCUGAUAUGCAGUCAUCACCAAGCCAAUCAUCAUCCACAUCUGCCUCUGUACCUUCUCAGACUGUUCAGGAAGAUCAGCAUCCGCAACCACAUAAACAGCCAAGUCCUGAUUAUAUACACAACUCUCAGUCAUGUUUGGAAAAUUUAAAUAAUUGGCUUAAGUCAAAUGGUGAAGAGGAAAUAGAUUUCCAAAAGCUCAUCAAGCAAAAGACCUACUUAGUGCAGCAGUUGGACAAAGUAAAUAGGGUGUUAAAAGUUUGUGCAAGUGUUGAUGAAAGUGAUACAAGUUCAGUUUCAAAUUGGUAUGAAAAAUCAGUAUUAUACGAUGAAUUUGUUUAUCAGUUACAAGAAUAUAUUAAAUCAAGUAAAAGCAAAGCUGAUCACAUUCAUGCUUUAAGUGUCCUGCCUAGAAGUCUUUCUGUUGAAGAAAUAAAGGCAAAGUUUCCUUCAGUUUCAAAUAGACUUGCAAGAAGAACACAGGAACUCAUUGAUAAAACAGGUAUUUUAUGUACACCUAACAAGAAAAUAGGGAGGCCAACAAGUACAGAGACCGUUCAACUAGUAACUGAUUUUUAUUUAAGACAAGAUGUGUCAAAAGAGCAGGUCGGCAAAAAUCAAGUAAUUAGUAUUAAAGGGAGUGACGGUAAGAGAGUGAGAAAACAGAAGAGGCUGCUCCUAGGAAAUAUUGUACAUUUGCAUCAAGAGUUCAUGAAGGAAUUUCCCAAUUGUGAAAUAUCUUUUCCCAAAUUUGCACAACUUCGCCCCAAGGAGUGUGUGCUUGUGUCUUCUAGUGGAGUGCAUAAUGUGUGUGUGUGUGUUCACCAUGAGAACCCAGAACUAAUGUUCCAUGGUGCACGUUUGAAAAAUAUGACCCUUUUCAAAAGAUCAACUGAUUGUUUAAAAAUAUUAAUGUGUUCUCCACCUUCGGUUGAUUGUAAUCUGAGAACAUGUAAGGAGUGCUGUGGUAAGAGUAGUGAACUUCGUGACCAAUUGUUGCCCUUAUUUGAUCAAAGUUUUAUUGAGGAUGUGACCUUUAACCAAUGGGAGAAUACUGACCGAGCCAACUUAGUGACAAUCACCUGUUCUGUUGAAGAAUUUGUUGAGCGCUUCAUUAAUCAGUUACAAGAACUAAUCCCGCAUCACUUCAUUUUUAAAACCCAAGCUGAAUAUUUCCGGUCACUGCAAGCAAAUCUGGAUGAAGGAGAAAUUCUGGUGGUUGGUGAUUUUGCAGAAAAUUACUCCUUUGAUGUUCAAGAUGAGGUGUAUGCUUACUAUUUUGGUUCCAAAAAGCAAUGCACAAUCCACCCAUUUAGUGUUUAUUUUAAGGGCUCUGAAACUGAUGAGAAGAAGCAAUAUUCAUUUGCUGUCAUUUCAGAUUGCAUGGAGCAUAAUUCAGUAACAUUUUAUACUUUCCAAAAAAAACUUAUUGACCACUUAAAAGAGAAGUAUAAUAUUGAAAAAAUAUAUUAUUUUUCUGAUGGUUGUGGGGGCCAAUACAAGAAUAGAAAAAUGGCUGCUAAUUUAUGUUAUCAUGAGAGAGAUUUUGGAAUUAAAGCAGAAUGGAACUUUUUUGCCACUGCCCACGGCAAGUCUGCUUGUGAUGGUAUUGGAGGUUCAAUUAAAAGACGUGCCUCUGAAUUUGCUAUGGUGAACAAAGACCCUGGUGCUCAAAUCACAACAGCAUAUAAGUUAUAUGAAUGGUGCCUAAAGAAUGAGAAUAAAAUCCAUCCCUUGUGGGUUUCUAAGGCUGAAGUAGGCCUAAAAGCUGAGUUUCUUGCUGUCAGAUAUGAGGGAGCCCUCCCCAUUGAUGGAAUACAAUCAAUACAUCAAAUUACUCCAGAAGGGGAAAAUUUUGUUAUCCUGAAAAGGUAUUCUGCUGCUCUACAUGGUGAGAGAAGAGAAAUAUCAAGAGCUGAAGAGGGUGUCAGUUGGGAAAAUAUUAGAGGAUUUGUCAUAUUUUGGGACAAAAGGGAACCAAAGUGGUACCUGGGAACUGUUCAAGAAAAACAUGAAGAUACUGCAAGUCUUUCCAUUGAGAAACUACAGUUGAAAGAAAAUAGAAAAUAUGAUUAUGAAUAUCCUGAUAAUGAAAGUUCAACCAUCUAUCAAGCAGAUUGUGUAUUAAUUUUGCCAGAAACAACAAUUAUGGCAAAAGGCACACUGGUCAGGAUUAAAGCAGCUGAAUCUAAAGUAGCAGAUGCUGUUCUCAAGAAAAAAACUUUGAGUGUCUCUUGACUUGUCGUUACUGUGAUUACUGUACCUUGUUUUCCUCGAGUGGUAACAGCAGUGAUUUAUAUUUGUGAUUUUGAUCAGUGAUUUUACUGUUUAUAUACAGGAAUAAGUA